This is a messenger RNA of Spathaspora passalidarum NRRL Y-27907, 2250 nucleotides long. RefSeq lists its product as uncharacterized. NCBI's taxonomy places the organism in Eukaryota, Fungi, Ascomycota, Pichiomycetes, Serinales, Debaryomycetaceae. The coding region runs from base 1 to 2250 and encodes 749 amino acids. The transcript has a single exon. The record is from RefSeq and is a predicted model, not a curated record.
AUGUUGAAAACUUUGUCAAAUAGAAAAUACUUCAAAACGAUACUAUUUAUUCUCUGUUCAAAUACUAUAGGUAUUUCGCUUUAUUAUAGUUUCUACUCGGCAAAUCUAUAUUACAAAGAAAACGAUAUCAAUUAUAAUAGUGCAUUGCUCCAGACAUCAUUUACAGAAACAGAAACAAGUCAGAAACUAAAAUCAUUACUCUCAAAGUUCAAAUCACCGACCGUGACACUGGAGAUAACAAUCUCCAGCGAUUAUUUUGAAACGGAUCAAAUUGUGCAAGAUCCUCGAGUUAUAUUUUCCCUUACUUUGAAUUGGUUAUAUCACCAAAUAAAGGUUGAUCCGGAGAACGUAUCCUUCCCAUUUAAUUGGGCAGAUUGGGUAGACUUGACCUAUUUGAAUCAUCAAUUAUCUAAACCGCAGAAUAAACGAAUAAAAUGUCAGGACUUGAUUCAGCAUUUACAAAUUAGGAGAGAUGAACAUAAAAGAAGUGCCAGAAAAAACCCCAUGUUCUUUGGAUGCAAAAAUACUCAUGAAUUAACUAAACUAGAAAUUGAAGAAAUGGGAUUAGCUAAUUUGGAUAAAUUACCAGGAUUCUUCCAAUUUGAGGCAACCGAGAUUAGAUCAUCGGAGUUUAUACGUGUGUUACAAGGGAAAACUUAUAUCUUGGGUAGAAUGCCACCACCAGUGCAAGUAAUGUUCCUCAAUGAUGAUGGGGAUGAUUUACUUUUCCAAGUUGAUAAGAAAAUGAAAGGAAAAGAGUUAUUGCAAUUAUACAUCACCAACAACAAACUCAAUGAUAUUGAGGAGAUAACUCUCGACACUGUAACGGAAUUCAAACAACUUCGAGAUUUGCUAGGUGUGAAUUCCACCCAGAACCAUUACAUUCCAGAAAAAAUUGUUCAAAUGGAUCCAUCAUGGUUUCACUAUAAUGCAUAUAACGUGAGCACGGAGAUUAAAACUUUAAACUCACAAGAUCAAUUGACUCCUAUUGAACAAAGGUAUUUGAAUUCAUUAAUUGCUUCAAAGCGGACAAGUGGAACCACGAGCCAAAGAGAACCAACAUAUUUUAAGAUUGCAACUUUAACAAGAACUCCAAAGAACCAGGAUAGCGGUUGGCAUUAUGACUGGAGGUUUAUUAAUGGGAAAUGGAGAGAUCGCUAUAGGCAUUCAAUUAUUUUGGAAAGGUUAUUGAGAAAUUGGUUCAAGUUUUGCCAGAAAUAUGGAAUUAUCAGUUGGAUAAACUAUGGCUCACUUCUAGGGUGGUACCGAAAUGGUGCAAUAUACCCGUUUGAUCUUGAUAUUGACAUCCAAAUGUCUAUAUAUCAUAUGACCAUCUUAGGCAAAAAAUUCAAUCAAACUUUGGUAGUGGAAGAUUUACGUGAAGGUACGGGGAAGUACUUGAUUGAUGUUGGAACCUUUAUACACAACAGAUACAUUACAAAAAAUGCCAACCAUAUCGAUGCAAGAUUCUUAGAUGUCGAUAGUGGGUUGUACAUAGAUCUUACUGCCUUAGCAAUCAGUAAAGAAUCUUCAAAAAUUGACCCUAAAUUCUUCAAGGACAUCUGUGAUGAUCCAGCCGAGGGACCUGUUUUGGAUAAUGAUGAUGACAAGGAAAUCUACAAUGAUAGAAAUAAUUGGAUGUAUAAAUUCAGCCAUUUAUCUCCAUUGAGACUAACAAUGUUUGAAGGUAUACCUUGCUAUGUUCCUAAACAAAUUGUUAAAAGAAUGAAAUUUCAGUACCCUUGUGGAACAUUGAACAACUUUGAAUUCGAUCAUUGGUAUUACGUAGAGCAGGCUGGGACCUGGAUCCAUGAAAAAGAAUUGCUCCCUGUUUUAGACACCGGUAAAGCCAUGAAAGAUAGAAAAUUAAAUAAAAAUAAUGUUAAAAAACAACUUGACAAUUUAACCGACGUGCAGCUUUAUUUACUUUUGUGUAAUGAUCAAGCAACAUUGGCUAACUAUCAAUUGGCCCAACGUUACUUUGGAUUCCAUAUCGAGGAGCUGAAGUUUCUUUUUACAAUAGACCCUAAUUUGAACAAGAACAAAAAUGAUCUUCUCCAAGGAAAGGUAUUAGACGCUAGUCCUGAGGAUAAUCCCGAAUAUCUUAAACUCGUUGAAAGCAAUGUAUGGUUGAGAACUCCCCAUAGGGAAUCAUUAGCCGAGUAUGAAAAGGUCAACGGGAAAUUGUCGGACUAUAACGAGCUAGCGUUUAGUCAGUUAGAACAAGUAGUUGUUUCUAAAAAUAAUUAG